GCUUGUGAUAGAUUCGCGUUCUUUCUUCGUUUUUGUUUCAGCUGCCUCAAGUCUUAUCCCCCGGAAAGUUCACGCGACUUCGUUACAAUGAAGAUCUACAUAGUCCUCGCUUUCAUGGCUGUAGCACAAGCUGCAAAAGUCCAGACGAGGACCCGCCGUGCGGCGUACGAGCUACCCGACGGCGUAGAGUUCGUGGUCGGCGGCGUGCAGACGACCUUCCAGUGCGAGAGGAGCGGCUACUUCGCCGAUGUCAGCAACAACUGCCAGCUGUUCCACAUCUGCAACGAGAUCUACAAGGAGGACGGCUCGGUCGAACUGCAGCAGUACAGCUUCUUCUGCGGCAAUCAGACCGUGUUCAACCAGCUGAGCCUGACGUGCGCCCAUCCCGAGGAGUCAGUGCCGUGCCAGAACGCCCCCGACUUCUUCUACAUCAACGACAACAUCGGCCGUCUCGACGCGCCGGCCCACACCGAGGACGACCUGCAGCGCGCAGCCCCGCUUGUGCCGGGCUUUCAGCAGCAGUCCUUCGCGGCCGCCUCCAACCGACACGAAACCAAAGUGACGCCCGAGAAGUGAACUCGCUUUCGGAGCAUCCGUUGUCCACAUGCUGUCGUUAUCGCACGUGUGUUUUCGAUGCUCUUGUAACGCUGCUACACGUGCACGGCCACUUUCCAUCGCACCCUGAUACCGACGCCGCUUAAUGCAGUGAUUGUUCCGCGAAUCGCGAAUGAGAUCCUUUGGAGGAGGGAAUAUGUGGCGAUCAUCGCCAAGCAGCGUUCGUUAUUAUGAACGUUCGCGUUUUGCACCAAAAAUAUUUUAAAUUG
Rhipicephalus sanguineus (brown dog tick) is the source of this 824-nucleotide messenger RNA. RefSeq lists its product as uncharacterized. Lineage: Eukaryota; Metazoa; Arthropoda; Arachnida; Ixodida; Ixodidae. The transcript is spliced from 3 exons. The coding region runs from base 88 to 576 and encodes 162 amino acids. Gene Ontology annotation, cellular component: extracellular region. Gene Ontology annotation, molecular function: chitin binding. The record is from RefSeq and is a predicted model, not a curated record.